Molecule: messenger RNA, 3276 nt
Organism: Arabis nemorensis
Lineage: Eukaryota; Viridiplantae; Streptophyta; Magnoliopsida; Brassicales; Brassicaceae
Source: the annotation of a GenBank genome assembly
AUGAGCCCUAGAGAAAAACCUAUUGAAAUGACUGGAAGAGAGCCAAAGAGGUCUUCUUCUACAAAAGCAUCUCCUCCUCUCUUCGGUAUUGAAACACGCCUUGAGAAAUUGAAAGAGAAGUUGGAUAUCAAAUCAGACGAGGUUACUCGGGUUGUGGGAGUUGUUGGGAUGCCUGGUAUAGGCAAAACCACUCUUGCCAAGAAACUGUUGGAUGAUUGGGGAUGCAAGUUCUUGCAUACGAUGUUUCUAGAUGACAUCCGCGAAAAGUCAACGUCUCUUGGCUUCUACAGGUUGCAAUUGGAACUCUUGAAUGGUUUAAAGAGUAGCUAUAACAAUGUAAAGGUGCACAAGGAUACCGAAUUCCCACCUGAAUCUUUAAAGGCUGAGCUCAGAGAAAGCAAAGUGUUUAUUGUUCUUGAUGAUGUGAGUGAUAAGAGUCAGAUCGAAGAGAUUCUUGGCAAGCGCGAAUGGUUAAAAGAAGGAAGCAGAGUACUCAUAACAUCGAGCAGCAUGUCCGCGGUCGAGGGAAUGGUAGACGAAACCUAUCUAGUCCCGGGGCUGAGCGAUAACGACGCGUUAAAAUACUUUGAAAAGCACGCAUUCUCUGCUCCUUGCGAGCCAAGUUUCAUGAUGCUUGCAAGAGAGAUUGUGGAUUAUUCUAGGGGGCAUCCAUUAGCUCUCAGAGUACUUGGUGGUGAGCUUCUUAGGAAGGAAGAGACGUACUGGAAAUCGAAGCUUGGAACUCUUGCAAAAAGCCCGAUCAGCAACACGAUUCAAAAUGUCUUAAGAAUUCCUUAUGACGCUCUUAGAGAAGACCGUAAGGACUUGUUCCUCGAUGUGGCAUGUUUCUUCAGGUUUGAAGAUGAGUAUUAUGUGAGGAGUUUGCUGGAUUCUUCGGUUCAUGAUAAUGUGAGUGAAGUAAGAGAACUCGCGGAUAAGUUCUUGAUUAACAUUUGUGGCGGUCGGCUCGAGAUGAAUGAUCUGAUGUACACAUUCGCAAUGGGACUAGAAUCACAAUCAUCCUCUCAACAUUCAACAAGUGGGCGUAGGUUGUUAAACCAUGGCGAGAUCAUCUCUAUUCUACGAAACAAACCGGAAGAGACCAAAGUCAGAGGAAUUUUCCUUGACAUGUCCGAAGUACCAACUUCGAAGAAAAUGAGCUUAGGCAUUGACACAUUCAAAAGAAUGGAUGAUCUAAGAUACUUGAAAUUCUUCAACUCAAGUUUUCCUAAAGAAUGUGAAGCUGACAGCAAGCUGAACUUCCCCAACGGACUUAACUUCACACUGCAGGAAAUCCGUUAUCUCCAUUGGCUGAAAUUUCCGCUAAAGAACCUUCCAGUCAAUUUUAAACCAGAGAAUCUUAUAGACCUCAAACUACCUUACAGUCAGAUUGAGCAAGUUUGGGAGGGAGAGAAGGACACACCGAAAUUAAAGUGGCUGGAUCUGAAUCAUUCAAGUAAGCUACACACAUUGUCGGGUUUAUCGCUGGCUCGAAAGCUUCAAAGUAUGAAUCUUGAAGGCUGCACAGCAUUGCAGACAGUUCAUGAAGAGCUACAAAACAUGGAAAGUCUUGAAUUCUUGAACCUGAGAGGGUGCACGAGCCUCGAGUCCUUUCCACAAAUGAACUUGGCCUCUCUGAAAACACUUAUCCUCAGCGGCUGCUCAAAUCUUAAGGAAUUCAAUAUGGUUUCAGAGAAUCUUGAAGAGUUGUACUUAGAUGGCACCGCGAUAAAGGGACUUCCUUCAACGAUUGGGAAUCUCCAAAGACUAGUCUUGUUGACGUUGAAAGACUGCACAGAACUAUUGAGUCUCCCAGAUUCUGUCGGAAAUCUAAAAGCUCUUCAAAAACUAGUACUCUCAGGUUGUUCAAAACUUGCUAGUUUUCCAGAGGUUAAGGAGACCUUGGAGCAUUUGAAGACUUUAUUACUCGACGGGACAGCCAUUAACGAGAUGCCUGAUCUUUUGCAUCGCUUUAGUGUUAAUCAAGGCCAAAAUUCUUCUUGGUCACACUACGAUUUCCGUGAAUGGCCGCAUGGAAUCUUCGGAUUAUCAUCAGUGCAGCGUUUAUGUCUAAGCGGAAACGAUUUCAGAAGCUUGCCAUGCAGCAUCAGUUAUCUCUACCAUCUCAAAUGGCUUGACUUAAAGUCUUGUGAAAGGCUCAUAUCUCUCCCAAUGCUUCCACCAAAUCUUCAUUGGUUAGACGCACACGGCUGCAUUUCGCUUGAAAAGAUUGAGAGCUCGUUGGCUCUUAUGUUGGCGGAAACAGAGCAUUCACACUCCACGUUUAUUUUCACUAAUUGUACCAAAAUUGAUCAAGUUGCGAAGAAUGGUCUCGUAUCUUACGUUCGGAGGAAGAUCCAGUUGCUGUCAAAUGCACUACCUCACCAAGACAAGGGUUCAAUACUCGAUGUUUUGAUAAAAAUAUGCUAUCCUGGUUGGCAUUUACCUGUAUGGUUCAAUUACCGAUCAGUUGGGCCAGAGGUAUCGAAAAAGUUGCCUCGACAUUGGAAUGAAGACGGGCUUAGAGGUAUAGCUCUUUGUGCUGUUCUAUCAUUUAAGGACUUCCAAGCUCAUAAUACCCAGCGCCUCUUAGUUAUAUGUACUAGUGAGUUCAAAGAAGAAGACGAGUGUUUGAGCCAGUUUAGUUGCAUUCUUGGAGGGUGGAAUGAACAUGGCAGCGAUAAACCCCGAGACAUCGUUGAGUCUUCUGGUCAUGUCUUUAUCGGAUACACGAGCUUGUUACAUCUCAAGAAACAUGACAAAGGAGCGGGAUGUGUUUCUACAAAUGCUUCCUUCAAAUUCGAAGUGACCGAUGGGACAAAACAGGUUACAAAUUGUGAGGUGCUCAAGUGUGGCUUUACUCUUAUUUAUGAAACCACUGGUUCAACGACUUAUACUGGAGUUGAAAACAAGCGUAUACAAGAAUAUUACCAUACUGGAAGUAACGAUCAGACUUCUUGGGUGCCAAAAUCUGAUGCUACUCCAAAGGUUGGUGAAGUUAUUAGUGAUGAAUCCAUGUCACCUGGGAGCUCAAAAGAAGAUGAAGUCAUUGAUCCGAAAUCUCCAAAGAAAGAUGAGACCAAUAAAGGACAACUUGAAACAAGCUCUUGUGUAUCUUCGGAAGAUACAGAGGAAUCUGAUAAUGAUCAGAGUUUAAGUAAUAGCAUGAACAACUUAUGUGAAUUGUUGGAGAAACCUAUACGGCUUAUUUUUCUUGUGGUUUCCAUUUAUGCUGGUGCAGCUUUUGUGUUAGGAAAAGAUAGCAGAAAGAGAUGA